Messenger RNA from Diachasmimorpha longicaudata, 1388 nucleotides. Its product is annotated as endoplasmic reticulum-Golgi intermediate compartment protein 3. The transcript is spliced from 8 exons. The record is from RefSeq and is a predicted model, not a curated record. Gene Ontology annotation, cellular component: COPII-coated ER to Golgi transport vesicle; Golgi membrane; endoplasmic reticulum. Gene Ontology annotation, biological process: retrograde vesicle-mediated transport, Golgi to endoplasmic reticulum; endoplasmic reticulum to Golgi vesicle-mediated transport. NCBI's taxonomy places the organism in Eukaryota, Metazoa, Arthropoda, Insecta, Hymenoptera, Braconidae. The coding region runs from base 101 to 1267 and encodes 388 amino acids.
UCCUGACCAGUUGACGUGUGUGACUACGUCGGCAUAGGGUACAGUGAAACUUCACUUGUUUUCAUGUUUCUCCUAGUAAAUAUAGUAAUCGAAGUAAACAAUGAAAAUGACAAUUGCCGAUGUUCUGAGGAAAAUCGAUGCUUAUCCAAAGACUUUGGAGGAUUUUCGAGUGAAAACGUUCAGUGGAGCACUGGUUACGAUAAUAAGUUCAGUUAUAAUGGCUCUACUUUUCUUCUCGGAGCUCAGAGACUAUUUGACACCAAAUUUGAACGAGGAAUUGUUUGUCGAUACGUCGCGAAGUUCCAAGUUGAGGAUUAAUUUGGACGUUAUUAUUCCAACAAUAUCCUGUGACUUGCUAUUAUUGGAUGCUAUGGACACUACUGGUGAGCAGCAUCUGCAGAUAGAGCAUAAUAUUUACAAGAGGCGAUUGAGUUUGGACGGAAAACCCAUUGAAGAGCCAAAGAAAACAGAUAUUGCUGACACGAAAGUAAUAAAGAGUGAUACAGAGUCUCACGAAACUUCCACCGAAGCCCAGUGCGGCGACUGCUACGGGGCUGCAAGUGAAGAAUUGGGCAUAAAAUGUUGCAACACUUGUGAGGACGUGAGGGAAGCUUACAGAAAAAGAAAAUGGGCUUUUCCUGAAGUCUCCACGAUAAAGCAGUGUCAAAAUGAUAAAUCUGCUGAAAAGAUAAAGAACGCUUUCCUGGAGGGAUGCCAGAUUUAUGGAUCCAUGGAAGUUAAUCGAGUUGGCGGUAGUUUUCACAUUUCACCUGGGGACAGCUUCUCUAUUAAUCACGUUCACGUUCACGACGUUCAACCCUUCGCCUCGAAUCAAUUCAACAUGACUCAUAAAAUUCGCCACCUCAGUUUCGGAGUAAACAUUCCAGGGAAAUCAAAUCCAAUGGACAAUACAACAGUUACAGCUGAGGAAGGUGCAAUGAUGUAUCAGUAUUACAUCAAAAUUGUUCCAACGACGUACUUUCGUGCUGAUGGAGCUCAACUACAGACAAAUCAAUUUUCUGUGACGAGACAUUCAAAGAAAAUUGCAACAUUCAGCGGUGGCUCUGGACUCCCAGGGAUUUUUUUUAGUUAUGAACUUAGCCCUUUGAUGGUGAAGUACACGGAGAAACAAAAAUCCUUCGGACAUUUUGCGACAAACGUCUGUGCGAUAAUCGGAGGUGUUUUUACUGUAGCUGGACUAAUUGACACUUUCUUGUAUCACUCAGUGAGAGCGAUACAGAAACAAGAAUUAGGAAAAUUUAGUUAGAAACAUUCCAAGAUUGUUUUCAAUUAAUUCGUAUAAUUGUACAUUACCAAGAUACACGAUCCAAUUAUCUCAAAGUCUGAACUUUGUAUUUUAUUAAAUCAAUAAACUAAAUAUAAUGAGA